CAGGGCUCAAACUCCUCCGCACCCGGAGCUCGCACCCUGUGGCAUGAGACUUUGUCACCCUCGUUAUCGUUAUCUCUGCUUCCCCAGAGCGACAGGAGCUUGCUGUUAGUGCCCUUUGUCAGUCAGAAGGAUGCUGGCUACCCGAGUGUCCCGGCCUCUCUCUCACUUCUCUGUGAGAACACUGAAGUUCAUGGACAUGAGAAAUGGCCCCAGGCCCAUGCGAGGGUUUAGCUUUCCUUUCUCGACCCCAAGUAGCAGUCCUCCUUCCGUGAAUGAAGUGGAGGAGAUUGGCAAAAGAUCUGUGCUCAUCACUGGCUGUGACUCUGGAUUUGGGUUCUCCUUAGCCAAACACCUGCACUCCAAAGGCUUCAUUGUCUUUGCUGGCUGCCUACAGAAGGACAAGGGAGAAGGGGGCUAUAAGGACCUGGAUGCCAUGAACAGCAACCGGAUGAGGACAGUCCAGCUCAAUGUCUGCGAUGGCAAGGAAGUGGAGCGAGCAGUUGAAUAUGUGAACACCAGCCUGGAUGACCCCGAUAGAGGGCUUUGGGGGCUGGUGAACAAUGCCGGGGUCUCCACCUUUGGAGAAGUAGAGUUCACCAGCAUGGACACAUAUAUGGAGGUAGCUGAAGUCAAUCUGUGGGGAACUGUCCGAACCACCAAGGCUUUCCUCCCUCUGAUCCGCAGGGCCAAAGGGCGCGUGGUGAACAUCAGCAGCAUGAUGGGCCGGAUGGGCAGCCCUGCCCGCUCCCCGUACUGCAUCACCAAGUUUGGCGUGGAAGCCUUCUCUGACUGCCUGCGCUACGAGAUGCACUCCCAAGGCGUGAAGGUCUGCAUUGUGGAGCCGGGAAACUUCAUUGCUGCCACCAGCCUCUACAGCCCUGAGCGCAUCAAAGCCAUUGCAGAUAAGAUGUGGGAAGAGCUCCCUGAAGUUGUGCGCAACGACUACGGCAGGGAGUACUUUGACGAGCAGGUCAGCAAGAUGGAGACAUACUGCAACAGCGGCUCAGUUGACACCUCGCCUGUCAUCGACAGCAUCUUCCACGCGCUGAGCUCCCCCACCCCCUACACCCGCUACCACCCCAUGGAUUACUACUGGUGGGUGCGCAUGCAGAUCAUGACGCAUAUGCCGGCUGCCAUUGCCGACCGGCUGUACGUCUACUGAGACAGCGUGUCAUGUCGCUCACAGCCAACCGGGGUGGGAAGUUUCCUUUAAAAGAGUGUAUUGUACCAAUUUCCCAUUCAUCACCUUUUUAAAAAAAAAUUUUUAAUCCAAUUUCCAAGUACUGUAACGUAGCUCUACAAAGUUAAUUUAAACAUCUGAGCGUAACUUAGCAGGCAGUAACUUUUGCAUGGGACAUUCUGUAGUCAGGAACAUGUGUAUAUCAUAGGGACACAUCUCUGCUAUUUAUUUCAAAUGUCCCUUUCUUUUUUCAUCUCCAAUGUCAAGUUAAAAUCCUUAUUUAAUCUGUGAUCGCUCUGAAGGGUUUUCAGUUGCCAGUGCUGGCAUUGUGCUAGCUUGGAGAAUCCCUGCCUCGGAGGUGGCCAGCACUCCAUCCAACACUGACCCUCCCUGCUGCCACGGCAUGUGGCUGACAGCUGCGUAGGCUUUUACCAGGACUGGUCACAGCAGCACACGGUGCAGUCGGGGUCCGUAAUCCAAGGAUCAGAACGCUCAACUUUAUGCCCACUGAAAUGGAGCAGCUGAGGCUAUGGCUGCCAUCCAUCCAUUUGAAUCACUGGAAGUCAGGCCCCAGGGAGCCAUUCGAUCUGUCUCUCUCUGUCACGCUUCAUUUCGUGGGUCCAAGCCCACAGCCCUACUCACCAGACUUUACACACGUGAGCAUUCCCCUCAUAGCCAGCAAGUGUGUGAAGGCACACGCAGGUGAGUGGGAGCUGCCAGACUGUUCCACGUUAAUAUUUCUUACCUCUGUGGCAGUAGUUGAAUGCUGCAACUCCAGCCAGAAAGCUCUGACACACAUUGUACUUGCACUCAUGUUGACAGAAGGGAGCCCAUUUCCACAGGAGAAUCAGUUCCUGUAUUAGCCAGACUCAGCCAACCCUGCGGUAGCAGAAGGUUAAGUUCACACUGACAAAUGAAUGUCAUCUUUACCGAGGACCUCAGAGUUGCAUCCGAAUAUUUGUAUGGCACCUUGCACAGGGGGCUGCAACCCUGGCAGGGUCUCUGAGCACUCUCACCUAUCAGUAACAAUAGUAAUAACUUACAUGGAAGAAGUCACUGAACUGAAACAUUUGUCUGCCUAAUGUAGCUUAGUAUGAACUUAGUAGAAAGCCAACAAAACCAUAAGGGCCAUUUUACUCUCCUCGGUGGUUAUGUUUACAUGACUUAGGAACAUUCUUUUGUACUGUAAAAAA
Gavialis gangeticus (Gharial) is the source of this 2373-nucleotide messenger RNA. It is a transcript of the gene BDH1, whose product is annotated as 3-hydroxybutyrate dehydrogenase 1. Gene Ontology annotation, molecular function: oxidoreductase activity. The record is from RefSeq and is a predicted model, not a curated record. NCBI's taxonomy places the organism in Eukaryota, Metazoa, Chordata, Crocodylia, Gavialidae. The coding region runs from base 131 to 1162 and encodes 343 amino acids. The transcript has 7 exons.